This is a messenger RNA of Annulohypoxylon truncatum, 2724 nucleotides long. Its product is annotated as glycoside hydrolase family 31 protein. NCBI's taxonomy places the organism in Eukaryota, Fungi, Ascomycota, Sordariomycetes, Xylariales, Hypoxylaceae. Gene Ontology annotation, molecular function: carbohydrate binding; hydrolase activity, hydrolyzing O-glycosyl compounds. The transcript has 5 exons. Gene Ontology annotation, biological process: carbohydrate metabolic process. The record is from RefSeq and is a predicted model, not a curated record. Bases 184 to 2550 code for a protein of 788 amino acids.
AUGCAUCCGAUAUGCGGUUCAAGAUUGGGGUCGGGUUCCUGAUCGGGCUCUCCGCAUUUGAUACGAUGGGAAGAUUAUAUGUGGUAUUUUCUCAUCAUCAUUCAUUGUUAACAGACGUUUACUUUGAUCUAUCUAUCCAUUGAAGAAUAAUUCUAGAUCGUGAUCAAGUAAAAUAUAGCAAACAUGAAAUUCCGCGAUGGCAUGUGGGCGGUAGCGGAGGGCGUGCGUGUCGAGUAUGCCGAAGAGGUCUACGACAUCACGGAGACAGACAAAGGCCUAAGCCUACUAUGUCCGACGAAGAAAAUCAGGGGUCGCGGGGACACUUUGAAUUGCAGCACACUGACGAUCGACCUCGAAGCGCCCCACGACGGCAUCAUCUCCGUCGAGACGACGCACUGGGCCGGCGCCGCCCGGAAAGGUCCCAACUUCGAGCUCUUCCCCCAAGGCGGGCUGAAAUACGCGCCCAAAGUCGCCAAAAACGACAAAGGCACAACCCUCAGCUCAGGCUCGCUCUCAGCGACCGUCAGCUCAGCAGAGCACGCCUUCGGCAUCCAAUUCCACAGCACGGACGGGUCCAAGGUGCUUACUUCGCUGGCCUCGCGCAGCGUGGGUCUAGCGUACAGCCCGGCCUGGAGCAACAUGCUGCAGACGGGGGACAUGAGGGAUUUCAAGCACUACGUCUUCACGCAGACGAACCUAGGAGUCGGCGAGACCGUCCACGGCCUCGGGGAACGCUUCGGCGCUUUUAAUAAGGUAGGGCAGGCGAUAUCGCUGUGGAAUGCGGACGGAGGCACCUCGAGCGAGCAGGCGUAUAAGAAUGUUUCGUUCUGGCUUAGUAAUAGGGGCUACGGCGUGUUCAUAGACACGCCGGGGAGAGUCGAGCUAGAGAUCGGGAGUGAGCGGUGCUGUCGCGCCCAGACGAGUAUCGAGGGGCAGAGGUUGAAGUGGUAUAUCAUAUAUGGUCCUUCGCCCAAGGAAGUGCUGUACCGAUACUCUAUUUUAACGGGCCGGCCUGCCAAAGUGCCUAGCUGGAGUUAUGGACUUUGGCUCACGACUAGUUUUACGACUAAUUACGACGAGGCGACAGUGAACUCGUUCCUCGAGGGUAUGAAAGAGCGGGAUAUCCAAGUGGACGUUUUCCACUACGAUUGUUUUUGGAUGAAGGGCUUCAGAUGGACCGACUUCAUCUUCGACUCCGAGAAGUUCCCGGACCCCAAAGCGCAGAUCGCCCGCCUAAAGUCCUCGGGUCUAGUAAGCAAAGUCUGCGUCUGGAUCAACCCGUACAUCGCGCAGCACGGCGCCGCCUUCGCGCACGCGGCCGAGAAGGGCUACCUCCUCAAGCGCAAGAACGGCGAUAUUUGGCAGUGGGACCUGUGGCAGGCCGGUAUGGGGCUCGUCGACUUCACGAACCCGGAGGCCGUGAAAUGGUACACCGAGUGUCUGAAUGAACUAUUCGAUAAGGGGGUAGAUUGCAUCAAGACUGAUUUCGGGGAGAGGAUCCCGACGUUGGAUGUGCAGUGGUUCGAUAAGGAGGUUGAUCCUCACAAGAUGCAUAAUUACUACGCCUACCUCUACAACAAAGUCGUCUACACCGCCCUGCAAGCCCGGUACGGCGAAACCGAAGCCGUCCUCUUCGCCCGGGCCGCCUGCGCCGGCACCCAGCAAUUCCCGCUCGUCUGGGGCGGCGACUGCGAGUCCACCCCGGAAGCUAUGGCAGAAUCCAUCCGCGGCGGCCUCGGCCUCGGCCUCUCCGGCUUCAGCUUCUGGUCCAACGACAUCGGAGGUUUCGAAGGCUCCCCAGCCCCCUGGAUCUACAAGCGCUGGGUAGCCUUCGGGCUCCUAUGCUCGCACAGCCGACUCCACGGCAGCGGCUCAUACCGGGUCCCCUGGCUCGUCGACGCCGACGACCGGUCGGCCGACGGCUGCUCCGCCGUGCUGGCGACCUGGACCGCGCUCAAGACGCGGUUGAUGCCGUACCUGAUGGCGCAGGGCACGAAGGCCGCGGAGCGCGGAUUACCGCUUUCGGUGAGGGCUAUGUGUAUCGAGUUCCCCGAGGACCCGACGUGUUGGUUCUUGGACCGCCAGUUCAUGGUGGGCGAGAACUUGCUCGCGGCGCCUGUUUUCGAGGAGUCCGGGGAUGUGGAGUUUUACUUGCCGGGGGGGACGUGGUGGUGCUUCUUUACGAACCGUUGGCGAGUUGGGCCUGGUUGGUUCCGGGAGAAGCACGGGUUUGAUACCAUGCCGUUGUACGUGAGGGAGGACACGAUGCUGGUGUUUGGGAAGUCGGGGAUACAGGGCGUUGUCUACGACUACACGGCAGAUAUUGAUGUCAGGAUAUAUAAGAUUCGGGCUGAGACGGCGACGAGCGCGGAUAUUGUGGAUAGUGAUGGAAAAUUCUUGGGAACAUUGAAGGAGCGUGGCGAUGCUGGUAGUGAGAUUGAGCGCGGAGAGAUCCUGAAAGGCACAUGGAUUAAGACUUGGUGUCUAGGGAUACCAGAAACAAUGGCUGUAAAACAUACAGAUAUCCUUAUGUCUUUUCGUCCUCAAUAAUUGGGCACUAUAGGUAGGUAUUUUAUAUAUCGCUAUCUCACUAUCAUCAAGCGUGAUGCUGCGUUAAAUACAUAACAUAUCCGCGCUACUAAAUAGCAACUCAACGCAAAAAUAAUUCAAAAGGAAAAAAAAGAAAGAAAAAAAAGAAUGGUAUGUGACGCGGGUACAAAGCCA